Messenger RNA from Schistocerca gregaria, 2081 nucleotides. Its product is annotated as fatty acid-binding protein, muscle-like. The transcript is spliced from 3 exons. The record is from RefSeq and is a predicted model, not a curated record. The coding region runs from base 151 to 570 and encodes 139 amino acids. Gene Ontology annotation, molecular function: lipid binding. NCBI's taxonomy places the organism in Eukaryota, Metazoa, Arthropoda, Insecta, Orthoptera, Acrididae.
AGCAGUGAACGUUUCGUGGCUGGUUCAUUUGGCCACGCGUACCGUAAAAUUAAAAAAAAAAGUCGCUUCUCUUGGUUUUGAGUCGAAAACUGCCGAGUUUCGUGGUAGGAACGGGACGAGAAUCGCGAACUGAUAUCACAGCAGGCCGCAAUGGAGAAGAUUUCUGGCAUCACGUACAAGCUGGAUGUUGACAGCCAGGAAAACAUGGAGGACUUUCUGUACGCCUACGGCAUCCACGACCUGGAGGUGAUCCGGAACGCGGUGACAAUGGACUCGACGUUCAUGCUGAUGGUGGAGGGCGACCGCUUCACGCAGACCUCCCAGACGGGCGACUGGAAGGAGUCCUUCUCGUACCGGCUGGGCGAGCCCUUCGACCAGGUGUCGUAUAACGGUGUCAAGAUCCGCAGCGUCAUCACGGCAGUGGGCCCUACGACGCACUGCCACGUCCAGGACUACGAGGACGGCUUGCAGAUGAAAAUAGAGAAGUGCUUCAGCCCCGAGAAGCUCGUCCUGACUCUCACCCUCAAGGAUAUCGUCGCAAGGCGAGAAUACCUCGCUGUGAAUAAGUGACAUCCAGUUACUACAAUCUCAAGAACCUCUUGAAAUUGAAUUUUCUUGAAGACAUUUUAAGUUUUAAAAGCAGUAGGGAGUCCAACACGGCUACUAUGACGUGGCGUGGUGUGAUUUGCUCACAAAGUCAAUGUGAUCUGUGCAAUGUGAUUGCAUCUCAACGUCUGUUGUUGUUAUGGGUUACACUAAGAAUGCUAAUCGGCAAGUGAGGUGAUCCACUCGAAGAUUAGUGCCUAAGCGCCUGAAAGGAAGAACUGAACAUUAAUGGGCGGCGUACAGCUUCGGUUUUUCAUCUAUGGAGCUACCUUCGUUUAUCCAUUGUAAUUCGUUGUGCUCGACAUCUGCAAUGACACAACAGCGUACACAACUGUUUCAUCUGAGAGCCAGAACAACUGAUGCGACAUAGACUCUAGACUAAAAAUGUGUAGUAUGUCGAACAGUCAUCAAAUAAUAAGUACUCGAUAAUGUUAAUCGACUGUGAAUGCUUAGUCUAACGUAAACUAAAAAAAGUACGGGGACAUUUGAACGAGGCUAUAGGAGUGCAAUAACACUGUCAUACUGUGUAUACUCAGGCUCGCUGUGGUGAAAGUGGAACAGGAACUACCUCUGGUUCCGACGGCUUUGAACAAGAGAUGCAAUCAAAGUAAACGUCAUCACUGAAACGAAAUUAAUUGAGUUACAACGUACUACUAUACGAAAUUAAACUAGGUGUAUUGGUUUACUACAUGAGCUAUCACAAACCAGUUGAUAACUUCACUGAAAAUACUCUCUGUAAUGCGUGUUAUUACAGUAUGAAUAGAAUGCUUCUAUGACACUUAUUGACAAUCACCAUUAAUAAACAGUGUACUAACAGUCAGUAGAAAUAUUACUUUUGACUGACGUUAACUCGACUAAUUACGUUGAAGAGUUCCUAAUCUAUUAGUACAGAUACUUCACCUAAGUGGAUAAAAUAAAGUUGCAAGUAAAUUAUUAAAACUGGAGUUCAACAACAGAAAAUUUGAUAUUGUUAAUUACGUUGUAUGCUGUUGGUAGCAUAAAUAUUUUCUGCAAAGUUCCUUUAAUGCAUAGUAUUUGUUACAUUCAGUAUCUGUUAAUGGAAAUUAAAAUGAAUAAUAUUAAAUUUCAUUUCUUGGAAAUUUCUUUUCGUGGAAGGCACGCUCUGGUUAACUUGUUCCUUAUAUCCUCGACAAUCAAUCCUAUCCAGUUUUUAACAUAGUUGUAACGGUUAUUACUUGUUUGAUAGCUACAUAUUUUAAUGUCUAUUUGCAUUUGUGUGUGAUAUGAUUGGAAUUUCGUCAAAAGCGCCUUAAAUUUUCUAUUUUUAACCUGUUUGACCCACAAUUGUGUAUCUCAUAAUUUUAUCGUUUCAAGCUGUAAUCUGCCGCGCUACACUAAUGGAAUAUGUCAUUUACGAAUUCUACAUUUGUGUUUCAAUUUGAAAAAAGGAAACAACAGUGUGUUAAUAUCACAACUGUGUUUUAUCAGAAUAAAGUAUGUAGAUAUUCCAGUAA